This is a messenger RNA of Solanum stenotomum, 2126 nucleotides long. RefSeq names its product probable transcription factor PosF21. Bases 549 to 1838 code for a protein of 429 amino acids. Gene Ontology annotation, molecular function: DNA-binding transcription factor activity. The record is from RefSeq and is a predicted model, not a curated record. Gene Ontology annotation, biological process: regulation of DNA-templated transcription. The transcript is spliced from 5 exons. Lineage: Eukaryota; Viridiplantae; Streptophyta; Magnoliopsida; Solanales; Solanaceae. Gene Ontology annotation, cellular component: nucleus.
UAUAGUAUUUCCAUUCUCACACAGACUCGAUUUGCCUCUUUGUUUAUCGUCUCUCUUCUCCACAAGCUUUUCCCUUUUCUCUCUUGCAUGUGAUAAAGCUGCUUCAUUCUGCUGCCGCUUCCCCUUUCACAUUUUCCCUUUUCUGCAGAUCUAAUUUCAAAGCUAAUCGAAACCGUAGGGAAUUGAUCUGGGAUAAGCUUGUUUGGUGUUUGCGGAAUCUAGAGAGUCUCAGCAAGGGGUUUCAUGUUCCGUUAUAGCUAAGUUUUGUUGAAGUAAUUCGGUUUUGGUGGAAUUUGAAUACCCCGUGAUUUUAAAUGCAGAGGAAAAACAACUUGGAUUGUGAUUUUAUGGGUUUCCUGCUAUAAAGUUCUUGCUUUGACCGGGAAAAGUAUCAUUACUUGUUGAUUUUUGGGUUUCUGUUGAUAAGGUUCUUGAAUUUGGAGUAUAUAUAUGUGUGGGAUGUUGGGUUUGUUCCUGUGCUGUUAAACAUUUGAAGAUCAUUAAUUUGAAGGGUUGGGGUUUUUUCUGUUUGGAUUUGGAGGGCUUGUAUGGAUAAGGAUAAGUCUUCUUCAAGCCAUGUAGGAGGUUCGUUGCCUCCAUCAGGGAGAUACUCAUUAUUUUCACCUCCUGGUAGUAGUUCCAAUGUAAAGUCAGAACAACCUGGAUUAGCAAAUUUACCUCCCUUAGGACCUGGAAAUGCUUCAGAAUCAGGUCAUUUUGGUCAUGGUUUGUCGGCAGAUUCAAGCCUGUUUAGUCUUGAUAUAAGCCGAAUGUCUGAUAACCCACCGAGAAAAUUUGGUCAUCGACGUGCCCACUCAGAAAUUCUUACUCUUCCUGAUGAUAUUAGCUUUGAUAGUGAUCUUGGUGUUGUUGGACUAGAUGGACCGUCUCUGUCAGAUGAGACUGAGGAGGACAUCUUAUCAAUGUACCUUGACAUGGAUAAGUUCAAUUCUUCAACUCUGUCUUCUGAAUUCCAAGUGGGUGAGUCCUCUUCAGCAGCUCCAGGUUCAUCACAAACACCAGCAAUGGCUUCAGGAACAAAUAAAUUUGCUCCUACUGUUAGUGAGAAGCCAAGAGUUAGACAUCAGCAUAGCCAGUCCAUGGAUGGUUCAACUACAAUCAAGCCAGAGAUGCUCAUGUCAGGAGUGGAAGAUCCAUCUUCAGCUGAAACUAAGAAAGCCACGUCUGCUGCAAAGCUUGCUGAACUUGCUCUUAUUGAUCCUAAACGUGCCAAGCGGAUUUGGGCCAACAGGCAGUCAGCUGCAAGAUCAAAGGAAAGGAAAAUGAGAUAUAUAGCAGAGCUUGAGAGAAAAGUUCAGACUCUGCAAACGGAAGCAACUACUUUAUCUACUCAGUUGACCCUAUUGCAGAGAGAUACAAAUGGCCUGAAUGCUGAAAACAGUGAACUUAAACUGCGUUUACAAACAAUGGAACAACAGGUGCACUUGCAAGAUGCGUUGAAUGAUGCUUUAAAGGAGGAGAUACAGCAUCUGAAAGUGCUAACUGGGCAAGGCAUAGCAAAUGGUGGACCUAUGAUGAACUUCCCAGCAUCCUUUGGAGGCAAUCAGCAGUUCUACUCUAACAACCAGGCAAUGCAUACAUUGUUGGCUGCACAACAACUUCAACAGCUCCAGCUACAUUCUCAUAAGCAACAACACCAGUUUCAGCAACAUCAGCUCCACCAGUUUCAGCAGCAACAGCUGCAGCACCAACAACCUCUUAUGCAGCAGCAGCAGCAGGAUCAACUGUCACAAGCCGGAGAUGUGAUGUCAAGAGGUUCACUGUCAUCUCCUCAAAAUGACAACGCUUCUGAUGUUAGUUCUGUAGCAAAGGAUUGAAAAGCUGAUGGCCAGAGAGACAAGAGUUGGUGUAUGUUUUAAAAAUCAUCAUGUGUUUUCCCAUCUAGCUCACUUUUGUGUUUCAAAAUCAUCAUGUGUUAAAACAACAUCUAGCUCAGGUUCUUGCUUUCAAUUAGCUCCUUCAUCUGCAUUUUAGUACUCUGUAGGGUCAUUUGACUUUUAGUUGAAAUUGUUCAAAUCCCAUUCUAUGCAUGUCAUUUUGUCAACUAUCAACAUGAAUUGCUUCAUGUUACCAAUAUUGUUGGUGGUAGUUUUUUUGGACAUCAA